Molecule: messenger RNA, 4513 nt
Organism: Rhineura floridana
Lineage: Eukaryota; Metazoa; Chordata; Lepidosauria; Squamata; Rhineuridae
Gene: ATP2B2
Product: ATPase plasma membrane Ca2+ transporting 2
Exons: 22
Coding region: 325-4062 (1245 amino acids)
Biological process (GO): calcium ion transmembrane transport; regulation of cytosolic calcium ion concentration
Cellular component (GO): postsynaptic density membrane; intracellular membrane-bounded organelle
Molecular function (GO): ATP hydrolysis activity; ATP binding; PDZ domain binding
Source: RefSeq, a predicted model, not a curated record
UGUGACUCCAAUUCCAGUUUAUAAGCUCAUUUCUAAGGAUAAAUCAGCACUGUCUGAAGGAAGAGAUGAUCAUGUAGAUGUCAACAUCCUGGGUGCAGCAUAAUGGGAAACGGUGAAUGGGGUGGAACUGGUCUGCAACCUUGAAAGCCAUUCUGAGGACCAUUACCUGGUCAGAGACCGAUCAGUCAUUCAUUGUUUUUUCAACUGUUAUUACUGGAAGCAUAAAGUGGAUUCAUCCUACUGUUUAGUCUGCAACUUGAGUUUCCACCCUUGCAAAUUUUCAAGCAGUAUACAACACAAAGCGGAGCAAUACCACCAGCAGCAAUGGGUGACAUGACAAAUAGCGAUUUUUAUUCAAAGAACCAAAGAAAUGAGGCCAAUCAUGCAGGAGAAUUUGGGUGCACACUUCAGGAUCUGCGUUCCCUCAUGGAACUUCGAGGAACAGAAGCAGUAACAAAAAUUAAAGAGACAUAUGGGGACACCGAGGGCCUCUGCAGACACUUGAAGACCUCACCAAUAGAAGGAUUGCCUGGCACUGUUGCUGACUUAGAUAAAAGAAAGCUAAUUUUUGGGAAAAACUUUAUACCUCCAAAGAAGCCAAAAACUUUCAUACAGUUAGUCUGGGAAGCAUUACAGGAUGUGACUCUUAUCAUCUUGGAAAUCGCAGCCAUCAUAUCUCUCGGGCUCUCAUUUUACCAUCCACCUGGAGAGGAAAAUGAAGAUUGUGCUACUGCAUCAGGAGCAGCUGAAGAUGAGGGAGAAGCAGAAGCUGGUUGGAUUGAAGGUGCUGCCAUUUUGCUCUCUGUUAUUUGUGUGGUACUUGUCACUGCCUUUAAUGACUGGAGCAAAGAGAAGCAAUUCCGUGGGCUUCAAAGUCGUAUUGAACAAGAACAGAAGUUUACUGUGGUCCGAGGUGGACAAGUUAUUCAAAUCCCAGUAGCAGAGAUAGUAGUUGGUGACAUUGCACAGAUCAAAUAUGGUGACCUGCUACCUGCUGAUGGGGUGUUUAUUCAAGGAAAUGACCUUAAGAUUGAUGAAAGCUCUUUAACUGGAGAGUCAGAUCAAGUCCGCAAAUCUGUUGACAAGGAUCCAAUGCUGCUUUCGGGUACUCAUGUCAUGGAGGGUUCUGGAAGAAUGCUUGUUUCUGCUGUGGGAGUUAAUUCUCAAACAGGGAUCAUCUUUACUCUGCUAGGUGCUGGUGGAGAAGAAGAGGAGAAGAAAGAUAAGAAAGUAGAUUCUUCCCAUACCUCCUUCCAUCCUCCUUCAACUACAGAUGGGGCAGCAGGUGCAAAUGCCACUGAUAAUGCAAAUGCCAGCUUAGUCAAUGGCAAAAUGCAGGAUGGAAAUAUGGAGAACAACCAGAAUAAAGCCAAACAACAGGAUGGUGCCGCUGCAAUGGAGAUGCAGCCACUGAAGAGUCAUGAAGGUGGAGAGGGAGAUGACAAAGACAAGAGGAAAGCUAACAUGCAUAAGAAAGAAAAAUCUGUCCUCCAGGGGAAACUGACCAAAUUAGCUGUACAGAUAGGCAAAGCAGGUCUGGUGAUGUCUGCCAUCACUGUCAUAAUUUUAGUAUUAUACUUUACUAUUGAAAACUUUGUCGUCAGCAAGAAGCCAUGGCUGCCUGAAUGCACUCCGAUCUAUGUUCAGUAUUUUGUCAAGUUCUUCAUAAUUGGUGUUACUGUGCUUGUAGUUGCUGUACCAGAAGGACUUCCACUUGCUGUUACUAUUUCCCUUGCUUAUUCUGUAAAGAAAAUGAUGAAAGAUAACAAUCUGGUCCGUCAUUUAGAUGCAUGUGAGACUAUGGGUAAUGCUACAGCCAUCUGCUCUGAUAAAACAGGGACGUUAACAACCAACCGGAUGACAGUAGUACAAGCCUAUACUGGAGAUGUCCAUUACAAAGAGAUCCCUGACCCAGAUUCCAUUUCAGCCAAAACUCUGGAUUUGCUGGUUAAUUCAAUUGCAAUCAACAGUGCUUAUACUACAAAAAUUCUGCCACCAGAAAAGGAUGGUGGUCUACCUCGUCAGGUUGGCAAUAAGACAGAAUGUGGAUUACUGGGGUUUGUCUUGGAUCUAAAGCAGGAUUAUCAGCCUGUCCGGAAUCAAAUGCCUGAAGAGAAGCUCUACAAAGUGUACACAUUUAACUCUGUGAGAAAAUCAAUGAGCACUGUCAUUAAAAUGCCAGAUGAAAGUUUCCGAAUGUAUAGCAAAGGAGCUUCUGAAAUUGUCCUAAAGAAGUGUUCUAAGAUUCUUAAUGCAGCUGGUGAGCCUCGCAUCUUCAGACCCCGUGAUCGGGAUGAGAUGGUGAAGAAAGUGAUUGAACCUAUGGCCUGUGAUGGAUUGAGAACUAUCUGUAUUGCUUUUCGAGACUUCCCCAGCAGCCCUGAACCAGACUGGGACAAUGAAAAUGACAUUUUAACUGACCUGACCUGCAUUUGUGUGGUUGGCAUACAAGAUCCUGUAAGACCAGAGGUCCCAGAAGCCAUAAGAAAGUGCCAGCGAGCUGGAAUUACAGUCCGCAUGGUCACUGGGGACAACAUCAAUACAGCUCGUGCAAUUGCCAUAAAGUGUGGGAUCAUUCAUCCUGGGGAAGACUUCCUCUGCAUUGAGGGGAAAGAGUUUAAUCGAAGGAUCCGAAAUGAGAAGGGAGAUAUUGAGCAGGAACGCAUUGACAAGAUCUGGCCAAAGCUACGGGUCCUUGCUCGUUCAUCUCCCACUGAUAAACACACUUUGGUAAAAGGUAUUAUUGACAGCACUCAAGCAGAUCAGAGGCAGGUUGUAGCAGUGACUGGUGAUGGAACUAAUGAUGGACCGGCACUUAAGAAAGCUGACGUUGGCUUUGCAAUGGGUAUUGCAGGAACUGAUGUGGCAAAGGAAGCCUCAGAUAUAAUCCUGACAGAUGAUAAUUUCAGUAGUAUUGUGAAAGCUGUAAUGUGGGGACGUAAUGUCUACGACAGUAUCUCUAAGUUCCUGCAGUUCCAGCUCACAGUAAAUGUGGUGGCCGUGAUUGUUGCUUUCACUGGGGCUUGCAUUACCCAGGACUCUCCUUUAAAAGCUGUACAGAUGCUAUGGGUCAAUCUGAUUAUGGACACCUUUGCCUCUCUUGCUCUGGCUACGGAACCUCCCACAGAAUCCUUACUGCUAAGGAAACCGUAUGGCAGAAACAAGCCUCUUAUCUCACGUACCAUGAUGAAGAACAUUUUGGGCCAUGCUGUCUACCAGCUCACUCUCAUUUUUACCCUCCUCUUCGUUGGUGAAAAAAUGUUCAAGAUUGACAGUGGCAGGAAUGCCCCACUCCACUCUCCGCCUUCUGAGCACUAUACCAUCAUCUUCAAUACCUUUGUCAUGAUGCAGCUGUUCAAUGAAAUCAACGCACGCAAAAUCCAUGGUGAAAGGAAUGUUUUUGAUGGCAUCUUUAGAAACCCUAUAUUUUGCACUAUUGUACUGGGUACAUUUGCUGUGCAGAUAGCAAUCGUACAGUUUGGUGGAAAACCUUUUAGCUGUUCCCCUUUGAAACUUGACCAGUGGAUGUGGUGUGUAUUUAUUGGAUUAGGUGAACUUGUGUGGGGUCAGGUCAUUGCAACCAUCCCAACAAGUAGGCUAAAAUUUUUAAAAGAAGCAGGUGGACUCACGUUAAAAGAAGAAGUGCCUGAAGAGGAGAUGAAUGAAGAUGUAGAAGAAAUUGACCACGCAGAGAGAGAACUUCGGCGUGGACAAAUCCUCUGGUUCCGAGGACUUAAUAGAAUCCAAACUCAGAUCCGCGUCGUGAAGGCAUUCCGUAGCUCUCUCUAUGAAGGUUUAGCAAAACCAGAAUCUAGAACCUCCAUUCACAACUUUAUGACUCAUCCUGAAUUUAGGAUAGAAGAUUCCCAACCCCAUAUUCCUCUCAUUGAUGACAUAGAACUAGAAGAUCCUGCUCUCAAGCAAAACCCAAGUCCACCGUCUUCACUGAACAAGAACAAUAGUGCUAUCGACAGUGGAAUAAACCUUACAACUGAUACAAGUAAAUCCGCUACCUCUUCUAGUCCAGGAAGCCCUAUCCAUAGCCUGGAGACAUCACUUUAGCUGAAAAUGUCACUGCAAAAAUAUUAAUAUAAAUAAUAUAUACAUAGAAAAAAUAUGUAUAAACAAUGCUGGCUGAGAAGCUGUUUGAACUCUUGUUCAUUUUGAAGAGAGGGGAAAGAAUGAACCUCUGACCAUGCUGGUUUGGGGGGGAUUUACACAUGGCUGAUUUAUAUAUUCCCCUCUUGCUUCCCUCCUGCAGAAACAAACAAUACAAAUGCCCACCUGCAUGAAUGUACUACCCACUUCUAACCCUCCCUUCUUUUUAUUCCAUAAGCAGGAAAUGCAGAGGACUUCUUUGAGACUAUCCAGUUCACUGGUCUGUGAGGUUUUUUUUAAUGCUUGUGUGGCAUGGACUCAGUUGUAUAGAUUAAUUUAAUUUUUUGAAGUUGCAAAAGCAUAACUUGCACAGUAGAUUUGCACCAGUUGGACAGAGGAACCUAAAAUAAGCAUU